Molecule: messenger RNA, 1239 nt
Organism: Cyphellophora europaea CBS 101466
Lineage: Eukaryota; Fungi; Ascomycota; Eurotiomycetes; Chaetothyriales; Cyphellophoraceae
Exons: 3
Coding region: 1-1239 (412 amino acids)
Molecular function (GO): FAD binding; monooxygenase activity
Source: RefSeq, a predicted model, not a curated record
AUGCCAGAAUCUCCUCAGCUGCACGUAAUCAUCGUCGGCGCCGGCCUCGCGGGCCUUACCGCCGCGCUCAUCCUCGCACCACAUCACCGCGUGACCGUCUACGAGCGUGGUGGGCCCGACGUCGCCACUGGUGGACAGGGCAUCAUCGUUGCGCCCAACGGGGUCAAGAUCCUGCAGGGCAUAGGCUUCGAGCCUGCAAGGGCAGGCGCUGUGCCUAUUCGUGGUAUCAGGACGUACGGCAGGGAUGGGGUGUUGCUGGAGGAUGUGGACAUGGAUUUGAAGCAGCGCUUUGGGGCGGAUAGCUGGGCGAUAAAGCGGGGGGACUUUAGGGGCGUGUUGGGCCAGAUGGUUGCUGAGGCUGCGAAAGGGGAGGGGAUGGUGGAAAUUGUGUAUGGAAGUGGUGUAGUGGGGGUAGAGUGUGAUCGGGGGGUGGUGGAAUUGGAAGGGGGCGAGAAGGUGAAAGGAGACGUCGUGAUCGUGGCAGAUGGAGUGCAUUCUCGUCUCCGCAACACGAUUUUGAAAUCCAACGAGUACAAAGCGAAGAAAACCGGUCUCACCUGCUACCGCAUCGCCGUCUCAACAGAGGAUGCCAGCGUGGCGCUGGGCGAUCUGCCGCCGCCGCACUGGUGGGAUCCGAGCAAUAGCCAGAACAACUCGGCGCUGAUCUUCGCGGACGAUGGCAGUCCGCGAUUCAUCACGGCGUACCCCAUCCGGAAUGCAGAGAUGUUCAACUUGUCUUGCAUUUUGCGAACGGACGAGUCGACAAAGACCACGGCUGAGUCGUGGCAUGCGGACGGGGACCGGAACGAGAUGAUAGAAACCUUCUCCGAUUUUGGGGAGCAGGUGAAGCGAAUCCUCAGCGCCGCCACGGAGGUGAAAGUGUGGGAGCUGCAAGACCUUGAGCCGCUACCAACAUGGACCAGCGGCCGAGUGAUGCUCAUCGGAGAUGCGGCUCACGCGAUGUCGCCGCUGCAGGGCCAAGGUGCCAACAUGAGUAUUGAAGACGCGGAGAGUCUUCGUCUUCUGACCCCUGACACGCGCCCUGAAGACGUGCUCGAGCUGUUGAAGCUUGCAGAGAGUGUGAGGAGGCCACGCACCGCCCAGGUGCUUGCUCAGACAAGGGCUUCGCAUAGCAAAUUCGCGACAGUGGGCGAGAGGCUGACGGCGAACCUCGACUUCAACUGUGGGUACGAUGGGAUCCACGAUGCUCUUGCUCGACAGAAGGCGGCGGCGAAGUGA